CAGGCGCGCGAGCGAGCGGGCUGCGGGCAUGGGCGGCCUGCGGCUGCUGGCGCUAGCCCUUACGUGCUGCUGCUGGUGGCCGCAGGGCGGCCAGGCCAAGACCCUGCGGGGCAGCUUCAGCAGUGCCGCGGCCCGGGACGCCCAGGGCCAGAGCAUCGGCCAUUUCGAGUUCCACGGUGACCAUGCUCUUCUGUGUGUCAGAAUCAACAACAUAGCGGUGGCCGUUGGGAAAGAAGCUAAACUCUACCUGUUCCAAGGCCAGGAGUGGCUACAGCUGCAGGAGAGCAGCCCUGGGCACAGCUGUAGUGAGAGGCUCACCCGGGCCCAGGUGACAGUGACCAUGAACCAGACAGAACAUAACCUGACAGUGUCCCAGCUCCCGGCUCCCCAGACGUGGCAUGUGUUUUAUGCAGACAAAUAUACCUGCAGAGAUGACGUGGAGAGUCCCCAGGUGGAGGAUAUCCCGUUUGAAAUGGUUUUACUAAACCCGGAUGCCGAAGGAAAUCCAUUCGAUCAUUUCAGCGCUAGAGAAUCUGGGUUGCAUGAGUUCUUUUUCCUCCUCGUCCUAGCGUACUUCGUGACAGCUUGCGUUUAUGCUCAGUCACUGUGGCAGGCUCUUAAGAAAGGAGGGCCCAUGCACGUGAUCCUCAAGGUCCUGACAACGGCACUGCUGUUACAGGCGGCUUCAGCCUUAGCCAAUUACAUCCACUUCUCCAGGUACUCCAAAGAUGGAAUCGGGCUGCCUCUAAUGGGAAGUUUGGCAGAAGUUUUUGACAUUGCCUCCCAAAUCCAGAUGCUUUACCUGCUUCUGAGCCUGUGCAUGGGGUGGACCAUAGUCAGGAUGAAGAAGUCUCAAAGCAGGCCACUCCAGUGGGACUCUACCCCUGCGUCCACAGGCAUCGCCGUGUUCAUUGUCAUAACCCAGAGCGUUUUGCUACUUUGGGAGCAGUUUGAAGACACUGGUCACCAUAGCUCACAUUCCCACCACAGCUUGGCUGGGGUCCUGCUCAUCAUCUUAAGGGUUUGCCUGGCACUGUCACUGGGCUGUGGACUCUACCAGAUCAUCACCAUGGAGAGGAGCACGCUCAAGAGAGAGUUCUACAUCACAUUCGCCAAAGGCUGUAUCCUGUGGUUCCUAUGCCAGCCAGUGCUUGCCUGCAUUGCUGUCAUUUUUAAUGACUACCAAAGAGAUAAGGUUGUUACAAUAGGUGUUAUCCUUUGCCAGUCUGUCUCCAUGGUUAUUCUCUACAGACUUUUCCUGUCGCACAGCCUGUACUGGGAGGUUUCCUCGCUCUCCUCAGUAACACUACCACUGACCAUUUCAUCUGGACACAAAAGUCGCCCUCAUUUCUGAUACUUGAUUCUUGUUAGAACAAGAAGUGACGUGGACAAGUGCAAUAAGGCUCCAGAUGCGGUGACGUCCCUUCAUGCCUUUGCCAUGAGAGACAGAACGGAGAUAGCAGAGCAUGCUAUUUACACAGCUGCAUUCCAGCAGUGCCAGACUCAGAGUAACACAUGUUCUGUACUCAGACAGUAAACUCUGGAGAGAGGAUCUUGUUCCGAGGUGACUGCAGCGCUUUUGCCCAGGCGGUCAGCGUGAAAGAGAGGACUUGAAUGGGUGUGGUCGGGUGCUCACACUCAGGUCUGAUGGUCUCAAACAGUGUUCACUCACACGAUCACGCUUGUGCAGAGCCAACUACUCCAGGUAUGACGUCAGAGUGAGACGCUGAUUUUAAAACUACUUUUUAUGCUUUAAAAAACGUGCAUUUCAUAUUGCAAUUUAAAGGAAUUGGAAGUGAAAUUACUCCAGAAAAUAAAUAGAAAGUGUGUUAACAGUUAAAUGAAUCAGCUUCUGUUUAUUCAUGGGUAGAGUUAUUCUGCAAUUUUUGCUUGUGUUGUUGGCCCUAGUUCAGGCUUUUUCUUGGUAGGAAAGGAUUUUGGAAAAUCUUAGAUACAUUACAUUGGCUGUACAAACAGAGGUUUUAAAUCUGAGCACUUGGGUAAAGGAACAAGCAGUUUUUUGUGUUUAAAAAGAAAGAAGGAAAAAGUAGUAUAUUAUAUAGCACUAAAAUUUUAAUCCUGAGGUAAAUUCAUUUCUCUUACAUUAAAUCCUCAAUUAUAAUUAAGCUGUAUACACAGAUUAAAUUAACAGAGGCAUUUCACAUAAAUAUUGGUUUCAGUAAUCAACUACCCAUGAAUUCCUGCCCAAGGAUACUUAAUCAGGAUUAUAUUUUCGGUGAAUAAUUGAAAAACAAAAUGCUCACUGGAUUUGUUAUAAUCCAUGUUGGCACUGGAUUGUAAGUAGUGCCAUCUUGAAUCCUUUGUAAUAAAGCUGAGUGUGUGUGUGUGUGUUUUGUUGUCCCCAGAUUGUCUGUAGUUUUCUAAAAAGUGCCCAACUAAAGAAUUGCUGUGGUUGUCAGUCCUCUGCUGUGGUUGUCUGUCAGUCCUCUGCUCUGUGGUUGUCUGUCAGUCCUCUGCUGUGGUUGUCUGUCCUCUGCUGUGGUUGUCUGUCAGUCCUCUGCUGUGGUUGUCAGUCCUCUGCUCUGUGGUUGUCAGUCCUCUCUCUAAAAUAAGAAUCCUGAUUAGUAGUUACUGAUUGACAGUUACUUGGUUAGUAUUUGUCAAGUUAGUUGACCUUUUGUUUACCUCUGGCUAUCUUUAAUUAUUUUUAUCUGCUUAACAAGUUUUUAAGCAGGAAAUGGUGCAAUAGUCUGGUCAUUGAGCUUUUAAUGAAAGACUCCAGGUAAUGUAGCAUAAUUAAAAAGUAUCUGUGUUUUUGUCUUUAUUUUUCCCUUGAAUAUGGUGUCAUUGAAAAUGAAAAUAUUUUGCUUCAUUUGAAAGGUAAAAUAUAUUUGCAGCUAGCAAAUCUGCAAAGUAGUAGAGUCCAGCCCGUGACUAGCGAGGCUUUCUAGCAGCACUCGGGCCUCCUGCAGCACGUGAGCUGCAGGGCAAUACAGAAAUGUAAGGUUCUCAGAGAGCUGGGCCAGCAGGUUGACCAACGUGCCUGCAUUUGCAAAGCUUUUAAUAGGGUUUUUGUUUGUUUUUAAUAUAUCCAGUUGCUGAUAAUUUAUAUUUUACUGUUAAGAGCUGUUACUAAGUCAAGAAAAAUAGUUGUUAAUGAAUGUGUGGAACUAUCCAUUGCCUAACAGACUCAAAGACAAGUUUCUCAUGACAUAAUGGUGCCUGUUUUUUUCCUUUCUUCCUUCUUUCUUUCACUCC
Molecule: messenger RNA, 3219 nt
Organism: Microtus ochrogaster (prairie vole)
Lineage: Eukaryota; Metazoa; Chordata; Mammalia; Rodentia; Cricetidae
Gene: Gpr180
Product: G protein-coupled receptor 180
Biological process (GO): response to pheromone; G protein-coupled receptor signaling pathway
Source: RefSeq, a predicted model, not a curated record